AUGCUGCUGCAGCUGCGGCUGGUGGGCCCCCCAGGGCGCCAGGAGCUAAACCAGGCGUUCCAGAGGCUGGUGCAUCACCCCAAGUUGCCUCCAGACGGGCCCGCGAAAUCCGCGUUCACAGGCGCAGGCAUCGAGGCCCUGGUUGAGGCUGAUGCUGCCAGGCCUCCUGCAAGGCCUGCCUUGCCCGUGCCGUCCACCGCAGAACUUGCGAGGCAGCUUGCGGACAUGGAGAAGGCUCAAGCGGAGACCCUGAGACUCUUGCCUACAGACCAGCCGCCCGCUCGAAGAGUGGCAAGGCCUUCACAUGCCGAUCCUGAUCACUUCUCCUUCAGGGGCUGCGACUGGCAUCGCCAUGCUGGGACGUUCCUCGGCGAGCAUUUGGGCGCAGGCCUGGAGAGAAGUUUAGUGGAUGCGCAGGAGAUGUGUGCAGAUGCAGGUGCUGCCUGCGCCGGGGUCACCUGCGCGGCACCGGCGACCCGCUGCACAGCUCGCCGCGGCCUUCCAUACUUGGCCAAGUCGCCCACGCAGCAAGAGGUCUCGUUUACGAAGACCUGCCCUGACUUCGAAACUGCACCACCAACCGCGAGAUCGACUCCCUCAUCGCCAACGCAGGGGGCAGUGACGGAACCUGCGAGAGCUUCUCAGCAGGCCUUAAGGCCCGAGGAGCUGCCUGUCGUCGUGAUUGCGCACAACCGCCCAGACUGCCUGGAAAAAUGCUUAAAGGCGCUGGCCGAGCUGGAGGAGGUGCAGCAGGUGCGUGUGGCGGUCUCUUUGGACGACCCUGCAUCUUUUGGGACCAUGGAGGCCGUAGUCCACAAAUUCAUGAACAGCUUUGCAGCUGAAAUUUGGCACAAAACCGCGUACGUCGGAGACCGCGGGCCCUUGCAUAGCAACACUGCCGUUUCGAAGAUCUCGGAGCACUUCCGGUUUGCUCUCGCAGAGAGCUUCGGUCGCCGCGGCUUCGAGUUCGCUGUUUUUCUGGAGAACGACCUCCUGGUGGCGCCGGACUUCUUGUGGCUCUUCCGAGCUUCCGCUUGGCUGCUGAAGGAGGACCCCUCCUUGUUUUGCGUUUCAGCUUGGAAUGACAAUGGCGUUCCCAGCCUCGUCUCCAACGAAAAGCGGCUCUUCCGUACGGAUUACUUUCCGGGACUUGGGUGGAUGAUCCAAAACACAACCUGGAGCCUUCUGAAGGAGGAGUGGCCGCGUUUCCCCAGCACAGGCUGGGACCAUUGGCUGCGGCACGGCUCUGGGCUGUUCCCACGGGAGUGCAUCGUGCCGGAGGUGUCCAGGACACAUCAUUUCGACACGCGUGGCACGAACGUGAAAGCUGGCUCAUCCAUGGCCAAGAAGCUGAGCGGGAUGUCGACGAGCAAGCUGAAGCCCAAAGAGCUGGGGGAUCUCAGCUACCUCCUGAGUGAUCGCUACGAGGAGGAGCUCCGCGCCAGCCUGCAUCAGGCCAUUGAGAUCACGGAGCAGAACCUGCCGGCCCUGGCAAGGAACCAGGUUUACCUGCUGCCGUUUCUGCGCCGGGACUACAAGAAGCUGGCGGCCAGGCUGCAGCUCACAGAGGCGCAGCCACGCACCGGGCACCGCGGGGUCAUCGACACGAGGGACCCCCGCAGCGGGGCCAGACUCUUUCUCGUCGACCGUGCCAAGAGCUCGAACCUUCCGGUCGCUCAAAAGGCAGCACCUCAUGCCAAGAGGCAAGUGCAAAAGGCUGCGCCCGCAGAGUCCUGCGAGGCCUUCUGCAACAGAAACGGCAUGCACUGCUCUGAUUUGGAGCUGGAGUUCAUCAACAACUGCGCCACGCUGAGACAGCAUUUCCCUUGCGAAGAAGGCUGCGGUCAUCAGGUUGGGCAGGAGAUCCCCUGCUAUGUCCAUGACGCUCAGAAAGACACUGGCAAGCAGUGCCUGGUGACGGACGAUGCGAUACCACUUUGCUCCGCCAAGAAUGCGGCCACCACGCGGCUGUGCUCCUGCAUUCCGAGCUGA
Effrenium voratum is the source of this 1992-nucleotide messenger RNA. The record is from the annotation of a GenBank genome assembly. NCBI's taxonomy places the organism in Eukaryota, Dinophyceae, Suessiales, Symbiodiniaceae.